GCCGAAGCAGGAAGGAAGGCAGGCAGAGAGGGAAGGGAGGCAGGCUGUGAAUGCUAACGAGCCCCAUCAUAAUCAUACAGCUCCGUAGGUAGGGUUUGAUAAAACAUCUUGCAAUGGAGAGGAACGACGACCACUAUUAAAGACCUACUAUGCGCCAGUGCCGCGUUCGCCCUGUGCGCGUGCAGCAGCCUCACCGUCGUCGGCACGUUUGAUCAGAAAAACCGUCUUUUUCCGCUGAGUGAAAUGUAUCGCGACUGCUCGGGAUUCACAUUCUGACAAUGGAGAUUGAAAAUAUCGUGGCCAACACGGUUCUCCUGAAGGCAAGGGAAGGUGGAGGAGGCAAGAGGAACGGCCGCAGUAAGAAAUGGAAGGAGAUGCUGAAACUCCCGCACAUCAGCCAGUGUGAGGAGCUCCGUCGCACCAUCGAGAGGGACUACACCAGUCUAUGUGAGAAGCAGCCCAUUGGUCGGCUGUUAUUCCGUCAGUACUGUGACACCAGGCCAGAGCUGAAGCGCUGCAUUGAGUUUAUGGAUGCUGUGGCCAUGUACCAGCUAGCUCCUGAUGAGAAGAGGAGGGACUGUGGACUGAAUGUUUUAGACACAUACUUUAAUAAUGGGUCAGCAGCCCAUCUGCCAGACAUACCCCAGGAUGUAGUCGCUGGGUGCCGGGAGAGGCUGGAACAGAGUCCGUGUAAGGAGCUCUUCAAUGACUGCACCAAAAUAGUUCGUGAUUAUCUGAGUGGAGCUCCAUUUUCCUUCUACCAGGAGUCCAUGUACUUCUCUCGCUUCCUGCAGUGGAAAUGGUUGGAGAGGCAACCAGUAACCAAAAAUACCUUCAGACAUUAUAGAGUACUAGGAAAAGGUGGAUUUGGCGAGGUUUGUGCCUGCCAAGUACGUGCCACCGGUAAGAUGUACGCCUGUAAAAAGCUGGAAAAGAAACGAGUGAAGAAAAGAAAAGGUGAAGCAAUGGCACUAAACGAAAAACGCAUUUUAGAAAAAGUUAACAGUAGUUUUGUAGUUAGUCUAGCAUAUGCCUAUGAGACCAAGGAUGCGCUGUGCCUGGUGUUGACCAUAAUGAAUGGCGGUGACUUAAAGUUUCACAUCUACAACAUGGGCAACUCGGGCUUCGACGAGCAGAGGGCCAUCUUCUACGCUGCUGAGAUCUGCUGUGGCCUUGAGGACCUGCACCGUGAGAGGAUAGUCUACAGGGAUUUGAAACCUGAAAACAUCCUUCUGGAUGAUCGUGGACACAUCCGAAUUUCAGACCUGGGCCUUGCUGUUCAAAUCCCUGAAGGAGAGACGAUACGAGGGAGAGUGGGAACUGUUGGAUACAUGGCUCCCGAGGUGAUCCAGAACGAGAGCUACACCUUCAGCCCAGACUGGUGGGGGCUGGGCUGCCUGAUCUUUGAGAUGAUCCAGGGGCAGUCGCCCUUCCGCAAGCGCAAGGAGCGCGUCAAGCGGGAGGAGGUGGACAGACGAGUGCGCGAGGACCAGGAAGAGUACUCCGAUAAGUUCUCAGAGGAGGCGAAGGACAUCUGCAGACAGCUCCUGGCCAAGGAUCCCAAGGAGCGCCUUGGUUGUCAGGGACGCGGGGCCAUAGAGGUCAAGCAGCACCCCAUCUUCAGAAACAUCAACUUCAAACGGCUGGAGGCCAACAUGCUGGACCCUCCCUUCAGCCCUGAUCCUCGGGCCGUGUACUGUAAAGACGUCCUGGACAUCGAGCAGUUCUCCACUGUCAAAGGCGUGAACCUUGACCCCACAGACGAUGACUUCUACCACAAGUUUGUCACAGGCAGUGUCUCCAUCCCGUGGCAGAACGAGAUGAUUGAGAUGGAGUGCUUUAAAGAAAUCAAUGUCUACGAGACAGACGGGACGCUGUGCCCAGACCUGGACAUGAAUCGGCCUAACCCUCCACCAAAGAGAGGCUUCUUCUACCGCCUGUUCAGAAGAGAGGCAAGUGCUAGUGCUCCGGCAACUGUUCGAGGGGGUGGGGGCUAAGGUCUGUUUUAAGAGCGGUUACAGUGACGACGAGACCGAAGAGCCCUCGCGACUUUAAACCACUCCCUCCACCUGCCCGCCCCCCACCCACCCCCGCCACCCUCCCCUUCGCCGCUGAACUUCACCACAAACUCCAACCGAGCGCAAAUCUUAGGAACUCAGUGAAUGUUGACCUGUAUUUAUGAGCUGUAUUAAAAGUGUAUUAUAAUUAAAGAAAAAAGUAUGAGUUUAAAGAUUUUGUACAUUUGUACUUGAAUUUAUGUCUAGAUGUAUAUUUUCACUAAAGGUUGUAUUGUACAAAAAGCCAUAAAAGUACCACUUGAAUGCAUACAUUACAUUUUUAUUUCCUUUAUACCUUUUGGAAUGAGUAUGGAUAAUGUGUAUUGGGGAGUUUUUUUUUUUUUAAGAAGCACAGUACCAGUAGUCUUUUAUUUUUCUCAAUGUAGCAUAAGGCCGUUUUGUUUUUAUAUGUGCUGUAUGUUUGUCAUUGAUUUGGCCAUUUGGUGACGUGUUGUUAGCACAUCAGAUCCAUCCCGUCCCAAACCAACCUGUAACCCUCAAGGCUCAGGUAGAUCUGAAUGACGGGCGUAGAUCCAGAUGAAUCCAGUCUGACAUUGCUGUGUUGAUGCCAUGCUGCUUAAACCUUCCCAUGUUUCCCAGCUCUCCGCCUGCUCCUUUAACUUUUAGUUUGGAAGUCCGAGUUGAUAAUCCAUGUCCUUCCCUCAGUCCAGAUAGGCAGGUGGCAGUGGAAAGAAUGGCGUGUGUAGUAAACCGUCUUCUAGGUGCCUGUACCGGCUUGAUUCUAGCAGAGAUGGCGUGGAUUUAUUUCUGAGGAAAUAGUCAGCAGUCAGCAUGUGCAGCAUUAAAUAUCCUUAAAAUAAAAAGGAAAUACUAUGGAGGCCAUUUUUAGGGACACAAAGCCUAAUAGAUAUCAUUCCUGGACCUCUCGAAAUAUCUUUCAAGAGCUUCAAAAGCCUCAGAACAUUACUUUCAGAUGCCAGAUAUGUGUUCCCUUUGGGAGCACAGCUGUUCAGUAAAUGUCUGUUACAUUAUUCACUCAGGCAGAAGAUUUUUUUUUUGGUUAUUUUAUAUUUACUCCUCAUUCACUUUUUCUGCUUUUGUCGUAUUACCUGGCUUUGCCCUAUUAUGAACCUGUUUUAUGUGCAGAGUGGAAAACCUCUCCCUUGAAAUUUCUUAGUAAUUUGCUACCCAUAUUUUGAGUACAGCAGAAAGCCUACAACUGGUUGACUGGUAAAUGACUUUGAGCAUAGAGACAGAUGAUGAUGAUGAUGAUGAGGAUGAGGAUGAUGAGGAUGAUGACGACGAUGACACAGUAUCAGAGAUCUGACCUGCAGCUCACAAUGGCUUCAUCUAGACAACAAAUUGCUGUUGCAUCAAAUUUACUUCUAUUGAUUCAGCUGUCAGCAGCUAUUAGCCUCUGUACUGAGUCAAGACACAGCCUGCUUUGGCCUCUGCGCCUGUUGAUCAUAGAUAGCAUGAUGCCUGUCGGCCACUUAUCCUGCUAGUAGACCUCCAGCUAGAUCAGGCUUCAGCUGUGCUUGUGAUAGAGAUAAUAUGUGUUCAGUGUAACAGCGACCACCUUUUAACUAUUCCAUUGAAAUCCUGUAUGUUAUUGUCUGACAGGAAUGACAGAAGACAGUUUCUUGUAUGUGUGUAGACUGAGAGGAAUUGGGGGGGAUAAUGUCUGAACUCCUGCCUGCAGAGGCACCAUCGUCUGUGUAAAGGAACACUCGACCACUUGCAGAACCACAAUUGUUGUGCAUUAUUGUCUUAUAGAAGAAGUGUUUCCUAUUCAAGUUAAUCAAUCAUGAACAAAUACAUUUUCCCAAACAUGUUGUUAUCAGGAUUCGUUAUUUUCACUCUCUGUUUGUUCUCACUGGCAUUUCAGAGGCAUUUGAAGCCAUUUCGCUUUUGAAUUUUGCUUUUGAGGCAGUUGCUGUUUACUCCCCACCACCUGUUUUAAUGCUGUGAAUAUCCAAUCUGGACGUGUUAGCUUUGUGCGUGUAUAUUACACUGUAUGCUAAAGCAGCUUUUGUUCAGUCUAAUGCAUUGAAAUAAAUUAGCUAUGCCCCUGUGCAGUUAGAAUCAAUUUACCUGAAGGAUUGAUUCAUUAUGAUUCUAUUUUUAUUUUUCCCACAAAAAAACAAACAAACAAUGUCUGCAUUUUAUCAAUACAAUAGUUUCAAAUUGUGUAGGGGCUUGAAUGUCACUUGAAUUUUUAAUAUUCAAAACUGCAUACAGUUAAAAUGGUACGCAUGUAGUUCCCCAUUUAGUAAACCAAUUUGGAGAGUUGGCUUUUUCUAAAGUUUUGCCCCCUGUUGCACACUCCAUCAAAAUCAGGAUUUGAAUGUGUGCAUCUAGCUGUUGCUGGCUUUUGUCACUUGAGUUUCUGAGUGUCUUUGUUUUCUGUUUUGGUUUUUGUUUUGUUUUUUGUUUUGCUCUCAGGCACAUUUUGAUGCUGAUUUCUCUUGCCAAUGUAGAUUUUAGCCUUUUAGCUCUUUAGCCUCAAAAACCUUGUAAAUUGUGUAUUUCUAACAUGUAACUAAGCUCUAACACACAUUCACUCACACACACAGGGAAACUAAACUGUGUUUGCCACCCAUGCCUCUGUCAUUGUUUGGAGUAACUUUACUUUUAUACCAUCCAUAUAGCAGUAAAGAUGUUUUGUUCAGUUCCAUUGCACUAUGGUGUGAUUUGACAAUGAUUAUAUAGGAAGUGUCUUUAACCUUUUUGCCAAUGAUACCAAAAGCAACAUUUAAGUAAAACAAAUUUGUUUUGUUAGCCGAAGAAUUUACUGAAGAGAGACAGACAGCCUUUAUUAUGUGUGCCAAUUACCAUGUUAAUUUCUGACAUCCCCCCUUAUUUUUCAACCUCUUUAUCCUUCCGUCCGUCCUGAGAGAAAUUCCUUCACAUAAAGGAAAUUUAAACAGCUCAACAGUUUUGAAUGUCCGCACUAAGUGCAUUUUAAUGCCUGUUUUAAAAAAAAAAAAAAAAUACAUAUGUUUUAUUACUCAAGCAUGUAUUGGUUUGUAAUACUUCAGGUUCCUUAUAUAUGUAAAUGAUGACCUUCUAGUGCCAACAUAUCUCACUGGUAUCUGAGGACAACUUUAUAAAUGGCUAAGUGACCAGCUGAGUUGGCCCGGUUUGAAUACUUAAGCAUUCCUUCUCUUCUGCCUUCUUCCAAGGCACUGAUGGUGAGUCAGUCCCCCCAAAAAAACUGGGGUCAUACUCACCAGAAGCUAGAGAUCCUCAGUUCCUCGAUGUCACUUGAGUCUAGUUUUGGGAUAACCACGAUACAAGUCUGGAAGGCCUCCAGGGUUUCACACUCUUCUGUCCAGAUGUCAGUUCAGUGAUAUUUUCAAGGAAGGAGGAAUGGCAUAUGCAUUAUUGGUAUUCAAUCUGGGCACGGGACUUAUUGAUUUUUCUUUUUUUUUCUUUUUCUUUCUUUUUCUUUUGUAUCUGUACAGUCAUGUUGUUCAACCACUGCAGUCAUUGUCAAUUCUUGUACAAGUUGUAUCACUGGUUGUUGUACCAUAUCUGACAUUUGUAAUUAUGAAAUAAUACACUGCCAUUUGUAUAAAAAAAAACGUGUGUCUUUA
This is a messenger RNA of Seriola aureovittata, 5617 nucleotides long. RefSeq names its product G protein-coupled receptor kinase 4 (gene grk4). Gene Ontology annotation, biological process: regulation of signal transduction; protein phosphorylation; signal transduction. Bases 279 to 1997 code for a protein of 572 amino acids. Gene Ontology annotation, molecular function: G protein-coupled receptor kinase activity; ATP binding. Lineage: Eukaryota; Metazoa; Chordata; Actinopteri; Carangiformes; Carangidae. The transcript is spliced from 16 exons. The record is from RefSeq and is a predicted model, not a curated record. Gene Ontology annotation, cellular component: cytoplasm.